CCAGAACGUUCACUGCUUAGCGCUCGCUCACUAUGGCUUUCGGACUUGCUAUUGGCACGGAGCGCGCUGCGGCCCUGCAGACGUCGAUACAAAAUGAGCUCACCAGAAGAGGUCUGAGCGCGGACGACGCCGUCAUGGCGGAGUAUAUCACCAUUAUGAUAAUCAACAACAAGACCUCUGCCCAAAUCACUGCCGAAUUGAACGACUUGAUUGGCCCAGAGUACGAAUCAAGCUUUACGGAUUGGCUUUUCGAAGAAGCAGCGAGGACAGCGCCUCAGGAGGCGCCUGCUCCAGCGCCGCCUGCAGCUGUCCCCGAGCAGCGGACCGAAAUUCGAUCACAACUUCCAUCCGCCCCUGCUGGCCAGCGCGACGGCCGCGCUCCCCGCAAUGGCGUCUAUCAGCAAGCAAUAUCUGCCGCGCUCCCCUCAUCAUCUCAGAAGCGUACUGCCUCUGCCCGCUCCCCCUCCCCUGGCCACCCCAACAAGAUGCGUCGCAUGGACCUGCCCACGGGCCCGCGUGCCAUGCGCAGCAACGACAACGUCCCGAACGGCGCGCCGCCACACCAUCGCAGCCUUCUUGAGCGCAUGGGCCCGCGCCAGGAGGGCUUCCCCAAUCCCGAGAUGCAGCAAGCCAUGGCUGGCAUGUCGCCCGAGAUGAUGAUGGCCGCCGCGAACGGCGGCUUCCCGCCCGGCAUGGACAUGAUGAACAUGGGCGCCAACCCGAUGAUGCUGCAGGAGAUGAUGAUGAACCAGAUGGCGCUUAUGGCCCAGAUGGCCUCGUCUAUGGGUAUCAUCAACCCUGCGACUGGGCAGUUCGGUGGCAAUCAGGGCUUCCCGCCAAAUGGCGACAUGAGCGGGUUCCAGGGUAACGGCAACUUCCAGCAGAAUGGCCGUGGGCGGGGUGGAAUGAGGGGGAGGGGAGGUGGGAGGGGAGGCCGUGGUGGGCACAACAAUGGUCCUAGACCCUCAGAACCUCCUCAAAACCAGACAAACGGCGCACCUCCGGCUGCGCCGCCCGCUAUCGCUGCUCCUCAGCCGAAGCCUGCUUCUGCUGCCCCAACUCCCGCUCCUCCCUCUGCGACUCCGCAACGACCUGGUUUCGUUGCUCCUGAAAGGCCGCAAUCCCCGACGCUCUGCAAGUUUGGCAUUAAGUGCACGAAUGCGCUUUGUCGGUACUCGCAUCCGUCGCCGGUCGCUACGCCUGAGAGUGGCGUCGUUUUGAGCAACGAGGCGUGCGAGAACGGGAAGAACUGCAAGGAUCAGGACUGCACAAAGGCGCAUGUUAGUCCUGCUGUCUUACGUCCUCAAGCCGAGCAAAGCGCUCCUCAUCACCAACACCAGCACCACGCCCCGCCGACACCCAGCCAGAUUCCAUGCAAGUUCGGGGUUGCCUGCACACGCCCCGGCUGCACCUUCUACCACCCCCGUCCCCCAGCGAGCAACAACCUCACCCAGCAGUGUCGCUACGGCGCCGGCUGCACGCGCGCGACGUGCCCCUUCCAGCACCCCAAGGGCCGCGUCCUACCGAACUCCUUCCACUACGGCCUGGAGACCGCCGGCCCCACGGUCACGAUCAAGAACCCGGAGACGGGGGCGACGAUCCUGACCACGGGCGCGAGCCCGCAUCGGAGCGUGACGUUCAACAACGCGGCGGGCAUGCAGGGGCAGCUCGAGCAGCGGAUGAAGGAGCUGGAGGCGAAGAAGCAGGAGCUCAAGGAGCUGGAGGCCAAGAAGGAGGAUGCGACUCCCGUGGCUGCGACGUCGUAAAGUGCGGCGUAGGCGGUGUGGUGCCGCCGCUAGUAGACAGUGAGUUCAGGUGGCGAACGCCUGAGCCUCACCACCACCUUUUCUAUGUAUUGUUUCCAUCUGCUGUAUCAUCGAGCCCGAGGCUGCCUGCAUCAUCUCUUCCAUCUUCAUACCAUACAUAGUACCUUGCUCUACCACACACAGUACUUGUUCCGCGUAGUGCAGAUGACAUACGGUACCGCCUUACAUACGACCGGAAAGGAGGAGCGACGAAUGCAAUUGUGGACAGGCGGCCCUCAGACGAAGGGCCGCUGGUCAUCGACUCCUCACACUGC
This is a messenger RNA of Schizophyllum commune H4-8, 2080 nucleotides long. RefSeq lists its product as uncharacterized. NCBI's taxonomy places the organism in Eukaryota, Fungi, Basidiomycota, Agaricomycetes, Agaricales, Schizophyllaceae. Bases 33 to 1766 code for a protein of 577 amino acids. The record is from RefSeq and is a predicted model, not a curated record. The transcript has 7 exons. Gene Ontology annotation, molecular function: poly(A) binding. Gene Ontology annotation, biological process: regulation of mRNA stability. Gene Ontology annotation, cellular component: nucleus; cytoplasm.